AUGUCGGGAGUGUGGGAGAGACUGAUUCGUGGUGUUAAACAAUUGUUGAAGGCUAUAUUAGGAAAGACAUUAGUUAAAGAAGACGUCUUGAGAACGGUGUUAUCAGAAGCCCAAGGGUUUGCCAAUUCCAGACCUCUGUGCCCAAACUCGGACGAUCCUCGGGACAUGGAGCCGUUAACUCCGAAUCAUCUGUUACUUCCUACUGGAAAAUUUGACGAUGCUGAUUUGUACUGCCGAAAAUCACAAAUUUUGAUACAGACAGAGACAAUCACAAAUUUUGAGCGACCAUUUUUGGAAACGGUGGUUACAUGA
This is a messenger RNA of Paramuricea clavata, 312 nucleotides long. Lineage: Eukaryota; Metazoa; Cnidaria; Anthozoa; Malacalcyonacea; Plexauridae. The record is from the annotation of a GenBank genome assembly.